Molecule: messenger RNA, 3608 nt
Organism: Hemicordylus capensis (graceful crag lizard)
Lineage: Eukaryota; Metazoa; Chordata; Lepidosauria; Squamata; Cordylidae
Gene: EMILIN3
Product: elastin microfibril interfacer 3
Exons: 4
Coding region: 430-2898 (822 amino acids)
Cellular component (GO): extracellular matrix
Molecular function (GO): protein binding
Source: RefSeq, a predicted model, not a curated record
AAUAUUAUGCUAAUCCAGAGAGAGGGACCCGCCUCUCUCCCCUACCCUGCGAGGGGAGCCGGGGCUGACUGAAGCAAGGCGAGCGGCAAGGAAAGGUACAAAAGCGAGACUUGGUCUGGGAACGAGCUCAAGCCACAGCGGCGGACGGAGAGCCCCUUGGCUUGUCUGGGCAGAGAGCUAUCUGGAUCGGACGCUUCAUCUUCACUCAUCUCGGUGAUUUCCCGCUCCUCGGAAACUUGGACGAACUUUUUCACGGGGCAAAGCACCACCACCCCCUUCUCCGCGAAAGGAUCCCCCCCCCAUCCCGCUCCGUUUGGAAGGCGGCAGGGAGCAAACUGGCUUCAGAAAUUCCCCCGGCAGAUCCGCGGGGACCAGAAGGAGGAGAACAAGUUUGCCGCCCGAGCAUCUCUCCCGCUCUCCCUGGAGAACAUGAUCAGGGCAAAGACACUCUCCGGAAAGGCUUUAUCUUGCGCGUCGCUCUCUUUGCUCUGCGUCGGGACGCUGGUUUGCCUCGGCGAUGCCAAAGGGACCUAUUACCGCCACCCUGUGCCGAUCCCUUACGCCAACAGAUACAACCUCUACACCUCAGGAUCUAGUCCCCAACUCACGCCGGGGAAGCCCGUGGGGAAGCACAAGAGCUACUGUGCAUACGUGGUGCAGAGGAAUGUGACCUGCACCCUUCAGGAUGGAGCAGAGAGCUAUGUGAAAGCUGAGUAUCACAAGUGCAGCUGGGGACCCAAGUGUCCUGGGAAAGUCCUGUAUCACACAUUCUUCAGACCCAGAUACAAGAUUGGCUAUAAGACUGUGACCGAGUUAGCCUGGAGGUGCUGCCCGGGCCUCAUGGGAGAAGGAUGCCAUGACAGUCCCACCGACCAGCCAGGGCUUCUGCCCCAACACCCCAGCCCCAAGAUGCCUCCUAUGCAGAAGAUGUUCCCAGGUCCUCGAGUGCCGCCACACCCCAAAAUCCAUUCUGAUCCAUUUCCAGGAACAAAGAAGAACCAUUUUGGUAGAAAGAUGCCUGGUUUGUUUGGAGAUAGGCUGGACCGGCUAGAGGAGGAAGUCAGGCGUCUCUCUCAGUCUUAUGACACCCUGCACAAUAUGGUGAACGGCCUCGGAGACCACUUGCGACUGGCCAUCCAGGAAGACACCAGCAAGAUGAUUGGAUCCCUGAUGAAUAGCCCAAGUGUGCCCGAUUCAACCAUGGGGUUUGGGGUUAUUCCUGAUGGGAUUGUGGAUGCAGCUGACAAAGCUGACCUCUCCCCAUAUCCACCAGUGGGAGAGAUCCUGAGCAAAGUGACUGAGGUGAGCGAUGCACUGAAAACCAAGACAGACUUGCUGGAUGAGGUGCAUGGCAUGGUCCUGGACCAUGAUGGGCAUAUCAAACACCUGCUGGAGUCAGCCCGGCCUUCACCCCUCACCUCUAUUGAUAUGCUAGAAGAGUAUGUGGACAGCAGGCUUAGCAACUUGCGGGUGGAGCUGCUGGAUGGUUUUGAGAAGAAACUGGUGAACAUCCAGAGCACCUGUGACUACCAGAUCAAGGAAGUGCAGCAGCAAUGUGAGGAGGAGAAAGCUGCCAACCUCCGUCUUCAGCAGACACUGGAUGGCAAAGAACUGGAGAUCAAGAAGGAGAUCUCCCAGUUGGAGACCCAGAUCCAAGGGCUGUCAGUUGUGGAAAGCUGCUGUAGCAAUUUGAACUACCUCACUCAAAGAAUGGAUAUUCUAGAGAAGGGCCUGCAUAGCAUCUCUGAGUCUCAAAAGAACCUGCACUCUAGGCUGGACAAUGAACUUUCUGCAGUCAGCUUGGGGAGCCUCUUUGAAGGGCGUUUUGAAGACCUUGAGACCAGGCUGAACAUCACAGAGAGGGAAACAGGCAGUUGUUGCUCCAACGUGGAGGACAGCAUGAGAGGUCUGCUGGGGUCAGAGUUGGAUGGUACAAGGGUCCUGUUUGAGGACAAGAUGAGAACCUUGGAGGACAGGUUCAUGACCAUUGUAGGAGAAGUGAGUAAUGUCAGCUCUGCAGUGGGGAUAGAUGGAGCCGCAAUGCCCCUCCUAGAGGAAAAGCUUUCCACCAUAAGACAGGAAACAAACGAAAAGCUGGAGAUACUACAAAGCCGCCUGACCACCUUGGAGAGCACAUGCUCGUUGGGUUGCACAUCCACUUCCAAAGACGUCGAGAUCUUCCGGACAGAGAUUGAAGACUGCCAAAGCAAGAACCAGGACUUGCUACUUCGCAUGGACAGCAACUCCGACCUGCUGCGGAAACUGAAUGCCACCAUUCUGGAGAUCCAGAGGCGGAUUGAGAAGGAGACAGCUGGAUCCUUGCAAGGUGAGAUUACACUGCUGAAGAUCAACCUGAACACCAUGAGCAAGUCUCUAACUGGGCUGAAGGAUUCCGUUUCCCAGUACUCAGACACAGUGCUGCAUGUCAAUUCAUCUCUGGAUGAGCGUGAGCGCAAGAUAGAAGAUGAGGUCCACUCCAUUCAAGAGAAGAUUAGCGACCAAGGCUCCCAGCUUCUGUUCAGCAACAAGCGUGUCCUGAACUUAAAGGGAGACCUGGAAAGGCUCAAGUCCAGGAUUAUCAAUGACUUGAGCAAUUGCAAGAGUGUAGCCCACAACCUGCAGAAGGAAGUGCUCCAGUUUGAUGACCGUGUGGCCCAGGUGGAGGACAUGUGUGGCAGACUGGGCACAGUGACAGGAAGCCUGGACCGCAUCAGAAACGAACUGGAGAGUACAGGAAGUCUGUGGGGCUACAUGGACCAUAUGAACGCAACCUUAGCUGCCCACUCUCAGGAAAUAACUGUACUCAAGGAUAACUUGUUGGAUUGCCAGGCUAAAGUCACGGAACUAGCUGAAGACGUUAGCCUCUUGGAAGGCAAGCUGCAAAGCAGUCAGCAUUAGCUAUGUCAAGCCUGUCUUGAAGUACAACUAACUUAUAUCAUGCAGAUUCCAAUGUGAUACCAGGAUUUUUGUUUUAUUUUGGGGAGGGGAGAAGGUUCAAAAACUUAAAAGCUGCUAUAAGCCCAUCUCUCCUUUCUUUUUUUGGAGUGACGUUUUCCCCUGCAGCUCAAGCUGAACGUUUGCCAUUACUGUACCCUCUGUGGACAUUAAGCAGCUGUACUUAUGUAGCAAAGUGCCUUCCUCUAGACGGGGUCAUGUUUGGGUUAGUUUUCCAAUAUGUGGCUCCGUUCAGGAAGGAAUUGGAGAUUGACCUGUCUCAUCAAUCCUUUGUUCUGGGAAUAAUGAAAAGCCCCUAUGUAAGAGCUGGGACAGAGAAAAUAAGUUCCAGCCAAAUGUAUACAUCUACUGGAAGCAAAGAUCUGGGUCAGGGACCAUUCCAAGCAAUAACGCUGAUGUAAACAAAGACAUUGUUCUUCCAUUUUGUACAUACUGGAAUUCUUCAUGGCAGCAUUGACUGAUAUAAGCACACAGGACUCUCAUUCAGAAGUCAACAGGUAUUGUAUGGGGUGUGUCCAAUAAGAGGCUACUCUGUUCACACAAACUUAUCUCACAUUGCACUCAUGCUCAGGCUACAUUUCUCAGCCUCAUAGCUGGUAUUGCCAGGCACUGUGUGUAGCCUGCCAUGUGCAUGAAAGGGGGGGGGCAGGCAU